CUCACUCUUUCUCUCUCCCUGUGUUCACAUGUGCACCGGACCCACAGCUUUCUUCUGAGCGGACACUGCAGGGAAAGAACCGACCGAAACCACCAUGGAAUAGGAAUACGACCCGGGAAACGGGGGAAAAUAAAACCUCUCUUAUCUUCUUCUCUCUUUUUUCCCCGUCUCUUUUUUUCUAGCGCCUUUUUCUGUCUUUUCGCAUCUUCCCCAUCUCCCUCGAUGUCUCUCAACAGUUUCUGAAGGGAUUGAAUUAAAGAAAAAUGAGGAUUAUAAUUUUUUCUUGGCACUUUCUCGGGGUGUAUUCCGCCCUUUGGGGGCUGGCGACAGGGGCUUUCCCCAGCUCAGUGCAGAUAGGUGGAUUGUUCAUUAGGAAUACUGAUCAGGAGUAUACAGCUUUUCGACUAGCUAUCUUCCUUCACAACACCAGCCCUAAUGCUACGGAAGCUCCCUUUAACCUGGUUCCACAUGUGGACAACAUAGAGACUGCCAACAGCUUUGCAGUCACCAAUGCAUUCUGUUCUCAGUAUUCAAGGGGGGUCUUCGCUAUCUUCGGCCUUUACGACAAGCGUUCAGUAAACACGCUGACAUCGUUUUGUGGGGCCCUGCACAUCAGCCUAGUGACACCCAGCUUCCCCACUGAAGGCGAGGGCCAGUUCACGCUGCAGCUUCGGCCGUCCAUCAGAGGAGCUUUGCUGUCCCUGUUGGACCACUAUGACUGGAGCCGAUUUGUCUUCCUCUACGACACAGACAGAGGUUAUGCAAUACUGCAGGCAAUUAUGGAGCGAGCGGGGCAGAACGGAUGGCAGGUGAGUGCAAUCUGUGUGGAGAGUUUCAAUGAGGCGGCGUAUCGGAGACUCUUAGAGGACCUGGAUCGACGGCAGGAGAGAAAAUAUGUCAUUGACCUGGAGCCUGAGAGACUACAGAGCAUCCUGGAACAGGCUGUCAGUGUGGGGAAACAUGUCAAAGGUUACCAUUACAUCAUAGCAAACCUGGGUUUCAAGGACAUAUCUUUGGAAAGGUUCAUGCACGGCGGGGCCAAUGUGACCGGGUUCCAGUUAGUGGACUUCAGCAAGCCUAUUGUCAUAAAACUUAUGCAGCGCUGGAACAAACUCGAUCAGCGUGAAUACCCUGGAUCUGAAAGCCCACCUAAGUAUACCUCAUCUCUGACUUAUGAUGGUGUCCUUGUAAUGGCUGAAGCCUUCCGCACCCUUCGCCGUCAAAAAAUCGAUAUCAGUCGCCGUGGCAAUGCAGGUGACUGUCUGGCCAAUCCAGCUGCUCCUUGGAACCAAGGAAUAGAUAUGGAGCGUGCGCUCAAACAGGUGCGCAUUCAGGGCCUGACUGGGAAUAUUCAGUUUGAUCACUACGGUCGGAGGGUGAAUUACACGAUGGACGUGUUUGAACUCAAGAGCAAUGGCCCGCGCAAGAUUGGUUACUGGAAUGACAUAGACAAACUUGUGUUGGUCCAGAAUGAAAAUGCUCUGUCCAAUGACAGCUCGGCUAUGGAGAACCGGACUGUUGUCGUGACAACUAUCAUGGAGGGUCCUUACGUGAUGCUGAAGAAGAACUGGGAGCUUUAUGAGGGCAACGACCAGUAUGAGGGAUACUGUGUGGACCUUGCCUCUGAGAUUGCCAAACACAUCGGAAUUAAAUACAAGAUCUCCAUUGUACCAGAUGGGAAAUAUGGAGCGAGGGAUCCAGAGACAAAGAUAUGGAAUGGCAUGGUUGGCGAGCUUGUGUACGGGAAAGCAGAAAUUGCUGUGGCCCCACUGACCAUCACCCUGGUGAGAGAGGAGGUGAUCGACUUCUCUAAGCCUUUCAUGUCUCUGGGAAUUUCAAUCAUGAUCAAGAAGCCUCAGAAGUCUAAACCAGGUGUUUUCUCUUUCCUGGACCCACUGGCCUACGAGAUCUGGAUGUGCAUAGUGUUCGCUUACAUUGGCGUCAGUGUUGUGCUGUUUUUGGUGAGUCGCUUCAGUCCGUAUGAGUGGCAUGCAGAGGAACCAGAGGAGGGUGCCACAGAGCAGGGCCCCACUGACCAACCUCCAAAUGAGUUUGGCAUCUUUAACUCCCUGUGGUUCUCACUGGGAGCCUUCAUGCAACAAGGCUGCGACAUCUCACCACGGUCUCUAUCUGGACGUAUUGUUGGAGGUGUGUGGUGGUUCUUUACUCUUAUCAUCAUCUCCUCUUACACAGCCAACUUGGCUGCAUUCCUCACUGUGGAGAGGAUGGUUUCACCGAUAGAGAGUGCAGAGGACUUGGCCAAACAGACAGAGAUAGCCUAUGGGACGCUGGACUCAGGCUCCACUAAAGAAUUCUUCAGGAGAUCCAAAAUAGCUGUAUACGAGAAGAUGUGGUCAUAUAUGAAAUCCGCUGAGCCAACUGUCUUCACCAAAACCACAGCAGAAGGCGUGGCAAGGGUCCGAAAGUCCAAGGGGAAGUACGCCUUCCUUCUCGAGUCCACCAUGAACGAAUACACGGAGCAGCGAAAGCCUUGUGAUACCAUGAAAGUCGGAGGCAACCUGGACUCCAAAGGAUACGGCAUUGCAACACCGAAAGGCUCACAGUUAAGAAACGCGGUCAACCUGGCCGUGCUAAAACUCAACGAGCAGGGCCUGUUGGACAAAUUGAAAAACAAGUGGUGGUAUGACAAAGGAGAAUGUGGCAGCGGGGGAGGGGAUUCCAAGGACAAGUCGUCCCAGGCUCUGAGCCUGUCCAACGUGGCUGGGGUCUUCUACAUCCUUGUGGGCGGCCUGGGCCUGGCAAUGCUGGUGGCCCUGGUCGAGUUCUGCUACAAGUCACGGGCCGAAGCCAAGCGCAUGAAGCUGUCUUUUUCUGAAGCCAUGCGGAACAAGGCUCGUCUGUCCAUCACAGGAAGUGUGGGGGAGAAUGGCCGCGUCCUGACGCCAGACUGCCCCAAAGCUGUGCAUGCUGGCCACGCCUCCCUCCGACACCCCGGCCUUGCAGUGGUCUCCUCUGGACUGCCCUGAAAACCAAAAAACACCUGCCGUGCCUUAACAACACACAAACAUACUAGGACUUCGACAAAGACCCAAACACACACUUACAUACAAAAAGAUCUAUAUAUAUAUAUGCUCACACACCCGCACGUACAUGAUCAUAGCGACAGAAGCUCAAAUAUUCAGAUACAGAGAAACACAUUUUUACAUGAAACACACACACACCGCAUCAUCAUUUCACAUUUCCUGCUGCCACUGACUCAUUUUACAGAAGACUGAUGAAUACAACUGUGGAGCGAACGGUGUAGAAACAGAGCAAUGGACAACUAUGGCGUCACACUUGCCUGCAGCAUUCUUUUCUUUUUAAUUUUCUUUCUUAUCUUUUUUUUUUUGAGAGGAUGCCAAUAUCGCGAGAUCAUCGAACCAACAGGAAAGCCAGCACAGAUUCCCAUGAACAAUGAGCUGUGAACACGACCAUAAAACUGAUCAUGAUGAUGACAGUGAGAAAGAUGAUGACCACAGCCGACGAGAGGAAAAAAAACAAAAAACAGACAACCAAACUACUUAGCUCCCGCUCUCUCGUCAUUGGACAAUAAGCCACACCCCCUUAACAGCGCCUUACUAAGACGACAAACAUUGUUUUCAUCAUAAUCAUCAUCACGGUCGUCAUCAAUUUAACUUGCCUGCGAAGAGUGCCAGCUAGUAUAACCCUUAGAAGACCAGAAAACUGUAAGCUUGAACAUUUGGACUACUCAGCCAUGGACUGCUCAAAAUGAAUGAAAAUGCUUAUAGAAUGGUUUCUCUCCCCAAACCAGCGAGUUAAUCAAUAUAGAACAGAAGUAACCUCCAAAACACAGACUACACAGGGGUUUGUAAAAGAAAAAAAAACGUGGUGAUUCAUGGAGCCCCUCAUCAACAGCAUCAACAUGACAGUAGAAAUUCUAAAUAGCAAAGUGAUGAGUACUUAUUUUGCCGAGUGGGUGAGGUUGAUAAAUAGAGAAAAAAAAAUAAAAAAUACAUGGGCAGAUCUCAAAUGGCUUCCUAACAAAGUGUUUCUCAGCCUGACAACUGGGAUCUUACAGACGUUUGCAGAAGAAAUGAAUGAGACGUUUGAAAUACGUUGGGUAAAAAUCUUUAAAAAUGUGGGAACGCAUUCAUUUUCCACUGUAAAAGGCAACUGAUAUUUGAACUAUAAAGGCCAACUUUGACAAUUUCCAAUUCAGUUCAACUCACAUGUGCAGUUUGGUUGUUAUUUGAGAUCCUCCAUCUUUUCCAGUCGCUGGGAAAAGGUACCAUAUCAGAGAGCUUGCUUUUUAAAACUGUUGUAAAUAACUGCGUAGCAAAACAGAAUUCACCUGUCUUUUUUAAUCAUCUUAGAUAACAAUUCAUUGCAAUAAUGAAUAUAAAAAAAUGCCACUACUUGUAAUUAAGAUGAAAUUUUUUUUUAUAAAUCUACAUAUUAUAUAUAAUACAAAUAAAUAAAUAUAUAUAUAUAUAUAUAAGCCUAUAGAGAGCUAUAGAAAACAUUGAUCACUGAUUGUCAGAGGCCAUGGCAUACAUUCUGUUCAAUGGCUGUUUUUUGAUAACUUGAAAAUAUUGAAAUACCACCGUUUUCAUGUGUCCGAAACAACACUGAAUGUCCAUCUGGCACUCACAGAGACACACACAUGGAAACAUGCGCACAUACAUAGUUGCAUAGACGCGGUCGGCUCAAACCAUAGAACCAUUAGUUAUUCACUGCUUUACACUGUCUAAUAGUGUCUUUACCCCCCUCAAAUCUAUGUUUUGUUAGCUGCAAAGCCACUUGAAACAAUGUAAAAAUGCCACUGUUUAUGACUGUACGUAGAGGCGGUAGAUCAGUUUGACUGCUGUACUGCUGGGAAAUAGUUUGGGGCAUUUUCAAAAGUGUAGCACUAAUGGUGCUUUUAUUUUUUUUUUAAUCACAUUUUGUCAUCGCGUUUCGUUCACAUUCAUGUUCAAACUGAACGGGUUUGCGCUUCAAUAAGUGGACUAUGUUUUCCCCCGAAUCUAUAUAGUACGGUACAUUUUUGGGGACCUGAAAAUAGAAAAAUGCAUAUUGCAUUAAAGACCGGUGUGUAGGUGUUAGUGACAUCUGGCUGUCAGAUUGGAGACUGCAACCAGCAACAAACUUACAGUCAACGUCAUUUCAACAGAAAAACACAAAGGCCCUCUGGCAUUUGGCUGGUCCAAACCUGGCAAUAUCCAAUGAAGACGAGCUGCUUCCUGUGUAUGUAUGAAGGGCUCAUUCUAGAGUACUGAAACACAGUCAUUCCAGGUACAGGUUGUUAUAUAAUGAUGAAAACAUGCUUAAAGAAGCACUCUAAAUCCUGCACACUGAUCCUUUAAUAUCUGAGGAAAUCUUGGUAAAAAAAUAAGGGAAGUAAAUUAGUGCAGUUAUUAUACUGCAAUACAGCUAAAGCAUGAUGCUUAAGAUCUGUGUCAUAAUGCAGCCCGAUACUGUAUGUUUAUGUUUUUUGCCUUUCCAAUUUUGUUAUUUUAUAGUUUGUCCUUUACCCUACCUCUCACCUGCUUAGGCCAUCAUUGUUCCUUCCCCACGUUUUGUCUUAUCUUCCUUUGGCUCGUGUCUCCCCUAACAUGCAAAAAGCUCUGUACAUAGCACAUCUCAAGAAUGAUUUCUUGAAAAUAUUUUAAUUUCUUGCCCUAAUCCAAUGCAAAGUAACAGGCUAGAGAUUAAUCAAGAACCUGAGACACCGGUUGACAAUCUGAGUUUCUUCUAGCUCUGCGUUCUCAGCGUUGCUUUCCUUCUGUAUCAUAACCUUGUCUGUUGAACUCGCACCUCAUCUUGUAUUAGUCCUGCAUCAGAUCUAUUCAAGCCAAACAGACAAACACAUAAACAGAAAAGAACCUCUUGAAUCUACAUGUAUUUCCGACAACAGAUUUAAACUAUCCAUAAAUUUUACCAGUAAAGUAGAAAUGUUCUACUCACUUCUCGGCCGAGGGGAUCAGGAGCCUGCAGAAGUACUGCACCAAUCCAGCAUGAGAAAAAAUGCUCAAAUAGUGGGUUUCUUACAGUUAUCACUAAUCUAGCUCACUAGACCAGAAACACCAGACACUUCAACCUCACAUGAUACUGUUGCCUUUUCUUUUUUUUUUCAUUUAUUUUAUUUUUCACCACCAGAGCAUAAGAUUUUGUGCGAAGACAGCAAAAAGCUGACCGGUGGGUUGUCAAUGCUCUGGCUUUAACAGUUUCUUUCUUCCUUUAUUUCUUUCUUUCCAUCAGUUUUCUUUUUUCUAGUAAAACAUCAAUGCUCAA
Messenger RNA from Maylandia zebra (zebra mbuna), 6252 nucleotides. It is a transcript of the gene gria4a, whose product is annotated as glutamate receptor, ionotropic, AMPA 4a. The record is from RefSeq and is a predicted model, not a curated record. Gene Ontology annotation, biological process: monoatomic ion transport. Gene Ontology annotation, molecular function: ligand-gated monoatomic ion channel activity; signaling receptor activity. Gene Ontology annotation, cellular component: membrane. NCBI's taxonomy places the organism in Eukaryota, Metazoa, Chordata, Actinopteri, Cichliformes, Cichlidae.